This is a messenger RNA of Planococcus citri (citrus mealybug), 1747 nucleotides long. RefSeq lists its product as uncharacterized. Gene Ontology annotation, molecular function: aspartic-type endopeptidase activity. The transcript is spliced from 9 exons. The record is from RefSeq and is a predicted model, not a curated record. NCBI's taxonomy places the organism in Eukaryota, Metazoa, Arthropoda, Insecta, Hemiptera, Pseudococcidae. Bases 202 to 1383 code for a protein of 393 amino acids. Gene Ontology annotation, biological process: proteolysis.
AGAGCAGAUACGAAGAAAACAGAAAGGACAAUGGAUACCUAAGAAAAGGUUUGAUCUUAAAAGUAACAGAAUCGCGACGCGAAGACACGAGCUCCGCAGUACCUUUAUGUAGACGGUUUUAAAAAGUGGAUUAAUAAAUCAAGGUAGUCAGUAUACAUUUGUAUCUCCGAGUGUCUGACGCAUUUCAAAAAAUUAAUCGCGAUGAUGAAGUUAUUAUAUUUACUGGCUAUAUUUUUCAUAAAGUACCACGCAGGAUAUCAUUUUUGUGGUCUGGAAAUUAAUGGUGUCCCAUUGGCAGGAAUUAAUCCAAAAAUAGGUUGGAUCUUCGCGCCAUACAUAUGCACAUUAUACCAACCCCAAAACAGAUUUAAAAUUCCGCUCAAAUACUCGUACUAUAAAAAUAAAAUUGAAUAUUACGGAGCUAUUUCAAUUGGAACGCCACCUGUGCAGAUGAAUGUUCAGUUUGAUACAGGAUCGUCUUCGUUGUGGGUUCAUUCAACUCGUUGUGAUAGUCCGGCAUGCCCAAGUACUCAAAAUCGUACUCGAUAUGAUCACCGCUCCUCAGAAACGUACCAAAAAUAUGAGAAAGAGGACGAAUCAUCUACCUUAUGGUAUGGUUCAGGAUCUGUAAACGGAUUUUGGUCUCGUGAUACGAUUUCAAUAAAUGGCUACAAAGUGAAUAAUCAACGAUUUCUUGAACCCACAGACAUGUCUGAGCAAAUCGCGAACAGAGCAUACGAUGGGAUCAUGGGAUUAAAUUACAAACGAGAGAGGGAUUCAAUCAACAUAAUAUCAAAAUAUUGUGAACAACUAGGAGUCAACGACACUGUAUUUUCAUUUUAUUUAACCAAGAACAAUGGUGGCGAGAUAAUAUUAUGCGGUACAGAUAGAUCCAAGUACAAGUACCAGGAAAAACUGAAAUACGUGAAUGAAGUGGAAAAAAGCUCCUUAGGUAUCUCAUGGACAAUACCUGUAGAAAAAGUUUCAAUUACGAGUGAUUACACCGACAAAAGAUAUACUGAAAUAAUCGCCACGAGUAAUACAGCUCUAGUUGCUACCGGAUCAUCAUUUAUUCAUGGGCCAGAGGAACACGUUACUGCAAUUAAAAGAUCUAUUGAGUCAAUCCUCUCAACGAUACAAGACCCGAGAGCAAACUUACACAAACUGCCAAACAUAACAUUCACGAUUGGUGGAGAAGAUUAUGUCCUUACAGGACAAGAUUAUAUUAUAAUAGACCAUGACAACGUCAUAGUCGGUUUAGAUGAAACGAAUACUCCAUCUACAUCUGAAUGGGUUUUGGGAGGUGUUUUUCUUCGCAAAUACUACUCUGUAUUCGACAUGAAAAAUCACCGAAUAGGUUUCGCCGAAAGCAUACACAAUUGAAUGAAUGUUUUCAAUUGCUUCAGUUGAUGAGCUCUUUCUGAGCUCCACAAGUAAGUUUCUCAUUUUCAAUUUUUGAGAAGAGUGAUACAGUAAAUUCUGAAUCGUGUAUUUAGAUGGAUAAGUAAUGGUAAAGAAAAUACUGCACCAAAUUUUCUAAUGAAUAAUCAAGUGUAAGGUAUUUUAAGACUUCAUAAUAGGUCUAUGUAUUAAGUUAGGUAUAUUUAUAUUUUAUACCAUUGAUGUGGUGGUCAUUAUUAUCUGAAAACCAUAUCCUUGAUCUUUCUUUUGUCAGUUUUUUCUCACCAAGAGAUUGUCUGUACUAUUAUUUUAAUUGAAUACUAAUAAUUAAACGAAUUUUCCUAGA